This is a messenger RNA of Tetrahymena thermophila SB210, 645 nucleotides long. RefSeq names its product lysozyme protein. The record is from RefSeq and is a predicted model, not a curated record. Gene Ontology annotation, biological process: signal transduction. NCBI's taxonomy places the organism in Eukaryota, Ciliophora, Oligohymenophorea, Hymenostomatida, Tetrahymenidae. The transcript is spliced from 2 exons.
AUGACUAAAUUAGAAGAUGUAGAUUAAUUCGAGUCAAUUGACAAAUAUAUCUGCUACUCAAAUUAACAAUUUAGCUUCUAAAACAUUGUUUACAAACAAAUUUGGGGCUACGAUAUUAGCCAUAAAUUUGGUAGAUAAUAUGCUGCUAGAACUGGUAUGAAAAGCAAUUCAAUGUACAUACCAUGUAUAAAUGACAACCCAACUAAAUUUCCAUUUUAUACUUUGGAAAAUCAGACAAAAAAUUUGAUAAACUUCGCUGCUAGUUAUUACGACAACAGAGAUUAUGGUGAUUUCUUUUGGAUAGUUGUUGAAGCUAACAAUAUUAAGGAUUGCUAAUGGACUAAUGACUACUAAAAAAAUUGCGAGAUCUUAACAGAUCUUGUUCAUACAGCAUCUAAAGCUAGUAUAGGUUUAUCUGUAGGUAUUUAUUCAAGCUAAGAAGAUUGGAUAAAGCUAUUUGGAGAUUCUCAAUAAUGCACAUCAAAUAAAUCCUAUGCUACUCGUGUUCAUUACAAAAGUUAUAACAGCUAACCUAAUUUCGAUGACUGGGCUGAAAAAUCUUUUGGAGGAUGGGCUAAACCACAUAUGAAGACUUAUUAAAAUACUUAUGUAUGCGGUAGUUCUAUUGAUUUAUCUGUUUACUGA